UUCGUCUACCUCGCGGUCUACCUUCCCGGGUCCUCUCUUUCUCUUUCUCUUUCUCUCUCUCUCCCUCAUCCGGAAUCUCUAGCGUCGCGAGAGCGGCUGUGGGACGCGCACACGCACACGUACGAUAGAGAGAAGGAGAGCCGACCAACGCGGACGUACCCCCCGACCCUACCACUCGCUUUCUCACCCCGUCGUCCCCCACCCCUUCCGGCCGCGACUCUCUCUCCCCCGUCUAUAUAGUGCAAAUCUCGCGGCGGCUGAAUGUUUUCUUAAGGGAUUCUUCCCACGACGCGACGCGACAUUCCGUAGAGCGGAGUCGACCGGGGGAUUUCGCGAGUGUGAUUAAUCAAGCCUGUCCGUUUUCGAAUGUGAGGAUCGAGUAAUUGUGCAACGUUUCUCCAGGAGGCCGAGACACGACGCUCUCGGCGUCCCGCGAGGGGAAGAAGAAAAACGGAGGAAAAAAAACGAGACGGACGCGUACAAACACAUACAAUACAUCGUGUACGUAUGAACGAGCGGUGAAAUUCAAGUAAGAGCCCGGAGGCGGCGUUCCUGUGGGGGGUGACGUCGCGUUGUCUCUCCCACGGAGAAAGAGACAGAAGGAGAGAGAGAGAGAGAGAGAGGGAAAGAAGGAGAAAGAGAGAGGGAUCCCGUUUUUAUUCCCGUCCUGUCGGGAAAAGACGAUCCGGCACGUCCAGUGUCGUCGGUCGCGCGCGCGUCCCGACAAUUAACUCGCCCAGUGUCUCGUCCGUCGUCGUCCCCAUCGUCGCCCGAUUUCGGCGGCCUCGACACGUGAUUACGAAUUCUCGGGACGGCAUCGUCGUCUCGUUUGUUUGCGGCGAGGACGGCGGCCGCCCGGCGAUAAUAGGUUCCGAUGGCGCGUUGUUCCUCCUACUCCUGCCUAUAAAUGCGAUUUGUCUAUCACUGAACUACAAAUUCAAACAGUAGCAAAACUAUGGAUUCAGGGAGUAACUUGCCCAAUCCGGGCAAUUAUCCUGGAGGUGAUCGCCAACAGUUUUGUGUCUCUUGGAAUUCCCACCAGUCCAACAUGCACAGCGCAUUUCCAAAGUUGCUGAGCUCGGAGCAAUUUGUGGAUGUGACUUUGGCUUGCGAUGGAGGCUCGAUAAAAUGUCAUAAAGUUGUACUGUCCGCCUGUAGCGACUAUUUGGAGCGCCUGUUGUUGGAAAUACCAUGUACUCACCCUGUUAUCUUCUUAAGGGACAUGAAAAUGUGGGAACUUCAAGCUCUGGUCGAAUUUAUGUACCGUGGGGAGGUAUAUGUCGAGCAACAACAACUUGCUACAUUGAUGCAAGCAGCAGAAGUUUUGCAGGUUCGUGGCUUAUCUACUCAGGGAUGCGAUAACUCGUCGAAUGAGAGCAAUACACAAUCGUGUGAUUCUAACGCACCUGUCACUCCGUCGACACCUACUCCUGGUGACAGUACUAAUUAUAAAGCUGAUAAUACUUCAUCCAAUGAUGAUGGAAGUACCUCUGAUUUCCUCUCAUGUACGACAAUGGCGGCGACUAGCACAGGCAACAAUUCGUCCACCAUCACCCCUGUCUCAAACAAUCCCAAUGCAUCCAACUUUGUAAACAUGGAACAUAGCGAGGCGUUACAACAUCUAGAAAAGGCUUUAAGUUCUUGUGAAGCAACUCUCACUGAAACUCAGGGUAUGGUGAAGAUGGAACCGGACGAACAGUUCUCUCAGCAGCAUGAUGUCAAACCAUAUUCCAUUAGUAUGGUACCCAGUAGUAAUUGUAAUCCUAGCAGCCCAUUUCCUGCAAUCGAAGGUUAUCAGAGACGACAAAGGCGUUCGGAAGAAGAACUCAAGCUAGCUUCGGAUAUGGUGUCGCGUGGCAUGACAUUUCAAGUAGCCUCAGAAAAGUACAAGAUACCGAUCAGCACAAUUCGAUUUUACAUGGUCCGAAAGGGCAUUCUACAAAGGCGAAAACGCGGUCGUGGCUCCAGCAAUCUCGGCGUUAACAGUCAACCGGGUAGUCCGGCCAGUCCACCGUAUCAUAUGAUGAGUUACCGUUUGCCGGAGAGCCUAAAUUCCAGCCUACCGUAGUGCUGUACAAACAAGUAGUGAGUUUUUAGACUUGAGUUUUGAAUCGAACAAAUUUUUUAUCUCUGUAUUCAUAGAGCUGUUCUGGACGUAUCGAUAUAUUUUUAACUCCCUUGCACUGAAAGUUUAUUUAUAUUUUAUAUUAUUAUUUUUUUUUCUUCCAAUUAGCACUUCAUUAUUCAUUCGCGACUCAGUGAUACGUUUGUGCAUUGAUUAACAGGAUCUCCAUAUUAUAUAUACAGCAUAUAGAUGUAUUUCCGCAUUUUUAUGCUAUCGUCGAUCGUGUAUACAUGAUAGAGAUAUAAUUUGUGUCUCGAACAGCUCCGCUCCAUGUAUAUAAACAGAUACCAUAUGUAAAAGUUCGGACACAGCAUUAAGUGAAAUAACUCGCACAUCUUAUCACAUUUAUGUUGAAUUCAGUAUCCUCAGGAAGACUGUCCACUUUUUUUUUAUAUGUAUUUUUAUAUUUUUAUUUUUUUAUAAGUACAAGGAUAUAUUAUGUUGUGGAAUAUGCUAUGUUUCAUAAUUUAUUGGCGCAUAUAGGGCUACAUACACUUGACCAAAUAAAAUAUAGUAUGGAUAAUAUUGCGCAAGAACUUCAUGAACUCAAAUCAUUAUGAAUUAAUAUUGAUAAUAAUAAUUCCAUACUUAUAAGUACUUGCAUUAUAUAAUGCUAAAAAUCAAAAGAUAUUAGAGAUCGUGCAUUUAACUAAAAUUAUAUUUUAGAUCUUAUUUUGAAACUUUUUUUUAUAGAAGAUAAUCAUAUACAUAUAAAUAAGCGCACUUAGUAAGAUUAAUGAUGAGACAGAAAUGUUCCAUGCAAUAUAAAAAUAUUGAUACAAAUGACAAUUUUCUUUAUGCUGUGGACGAACGUUGCGCGUAUGGUUGAUUCUCAGCCGUGUUCCGUUCUUCUACUUAGUGACCAAUGUAGCUAGGCUGCAUAUGUGAAUAGUGUGAGAUAUGUUUUUGGAUCUUACAUCAAUCAGUCGCUCAUAGCG
This is a messenger RNA of Camponotus floridanus (Florida carpenter ant), 3063 nucleotides long. RefSeq names its product broad-complex core protein isoforms 1/2/3/4/5. Gene Ontology annotation, molecular function: DNA binding; protein binding. The record is from RefSeq and is a predicted model, not a curated record. Lineage: Eukaryota; Metazoa; Arthropoda; Insecta; Hymenoptera; Formicidae. Gene Ontology annotation, cellular component: nucleus. Bases 956 to 2068 code for a protein of 370 amino acids. Gene Ontology annotation, biological process: regulation of transcription by RNA polymerase II. The transcript has 4 exons.